Messenger RNA from Schizosaccharomyces japonicus yFS275, 2667 nucleotides. Its product is annotated as ribosome biogenesis protein. The transcript is spliced from 2 exons. Gene Ontology annotation, cellular component: nucleus; peroxisome; cytoplasm. The coding region runs from base 90 to 905 and encodes 271 amino acids. Gene Ontology annotation, molecular function: rRNA small subunit aminocarboxypropyltransferase activity; S-adenosyl-L-methionine binding; transferase activity. NCBI's taxonomy places the organism in Eukaryota, Fungi, Ascomycota, Schizosaccharomycetes, Schizosaccharomycetales, Schizosaccharomycetaceae. Gene Ontology annotation, biological process: rRNA processing; enzyme-directed rRNA pseudouridine synthesis; maturation of SSU-rRNA. The record is from RefSeq and is a predicted model, not a curated record.
GUAUCUCCCCUCGAAAAAGUCACCACCAAGAAAUGUCCGAUAGUACUCUAAUUAAUAGUAACUACGACCAACAGAAGUAAGAGGACAAGAUGGGACCUCCUAAACGCGGUGCUAAAUCUCAUUUCGGCGGCCAUCGGGGUGGAAAAUCAUUUAAUAGAAAUGGUGGGGGGAAAUCCGGUGGUUUGCGACUAGCAAUGUGGGAUUUUGGCCAUUGCAACCCAAAUGCUUGCUCCGGAAAACGAUUAGAACGACUUGGACUUAUUCGCAGUCUCCGUGUUGGCCAAAAAAGUCGAGGGGUCGUUGUCACUCCCAAUGGCAAGCUUCCGGUGUCACCCGCUGAUCGCGAAGUGUAUGAACAAGGAGGCGCUGCCGUUGUAGAAUGUUCAUGGGCUCGUCUAGAGGAGGUUCCUUUUGACAGAAUUGGAGGACGGUGUGAACGAUUACUUCCAUAUCUUGUUGCUUCAAACCCUGUUAAUUAUGGUCGCCCUUGGCGACUUAACUGUGCAGAGGCAUUAGCUGCUUGUUUAUACAUCGUCGGCUAUCCUGAAGAAGCCAAAAAGCUUAUGGACUCGUUCACAUGGGGCCAUGCCUUUUUUGAAGUCAAUGAAGAACUUCUUAACAUUUACAGCAAUUGUAAGUCGGCCGAAGAGGUCUCUGCUGCGGAGAAGCGUUACCUAGAAGAAAUGGAGGAAGAUUAUCAAGCCCGGCGGGCAGAACCGACCGGUAGUGAGUGGGAACUUGGCAAUCAAAAUCGUGCUGCUAGAGAUACGCAAGUAGACGAAGAUAAACCUGCAGAAUCAGACACCGGUGCUUCCGCAGGAGAACCUUCUUCCACAGUCAGCGAAGAAGAAGACGAUGAGAGCUGGCGUAGUAUCGUCCGCUCAAGAUUGCCAAAGGAAAUAUGAUGAGAAAACUGGUUAAAUUUUUAUAUAUUUUUGGUUCUCGUAAAAGCAUUUCUUAAAUAUGUUAAUCUACAGUUAAAACAUUGUAAAAGUGAACUACUACGGAAGAUAGCUUUUUAGUCCAAAUAGCAUCACAUCGUUCUUAGAGGUAUUAGCAAAUGCCUUUAUUUCCUUAAGCCAGUCGGAACUUGCUACUUCCAAGUCCUCAAGUUUAUCUUCAACACCUCCCAAAAUACGACCACGUUUUGUAAGCGAGUCAGUGAGCUGAUUAAAUAUGCUUUUCUGUUUAGGAUGAUAUCUUUGAAUUGGGGGCGCUGACGAGUUUGAUGAUGAAGCUUGAUCUGUUGAAGGCGUAACGACUUUGGGUGGCCGGAUCUUGUUCGCUGGACGAUGUGGACCGGCCAAUAUCAGGUUUAAGUCUUCCGGAGAUACAUACUGCUCACCCUUCAACCAAGACCAGGUGGAUAUAGUAGGCCGAGCUGCAAACUUCUUCGCUAGAACGAUGAUAGUAGGCGCCGGAACCAUUCCCAGAUGGAAACCUGUUCCAGCAAUGGAUCCUAAGGCACAAGCGUUUGGAUAUACCGUAGGCAGAAUGUAUUGACCAUUCGUCAAAAGAGCAUUUUGCAUAUCGCCAGUUACGGAAAUGUCCUUUGGUAACUUUAAAGAUAACUCUUCCUUCAAAUUAGGCAAAGUGUACCACGAUGCACUAGAAUCUGAAUGCAAACAAACAAGUGAACCCAUUUCGGAGAAUUUUGACGGCAAGAUAUUUGCAUGAACACAUUUUUUGCGGUUAAAGUGGAUUGAGGAGCACUUUUGAUUCAUGCCCUGGUAAAGAGCAGUACUUGAUUCGGAGCAUAUUGAGAUAUAAAUUGGUUCUUGCAAAGGAGAACCUAUGAUUGUUAAUGCUUGUCCAUCAGCGGUAGCGUCGACACCAGACUGCGUAACGGGACGUAUGCUAACUAUCUUGGAACUGCUAAACUCAAAUGCGUGCUCAAAGAAGACCUCAUGUACACCAUUCUGGUUCAUGCUUAUUUGAAAGACGUAUACUCUGCCAACAGAUGAUCCGACUAGUGCAUAGAGCUGCGCGGGUCUUUUGUUAUCGGGAGAGAACACCGAAAAGCAAGAGGACGUGACAUGCUCUGAACUGAAAUGGCUGAGCUUUCCCUUUCUUCUGAAAGCAUCUGCGAAGUCUGCAAGACUAAUUUCACAGGAAAUGUGUGGACCUCUCAAGUCAAUAAUUGCCAGGCACCCAUUCGUAUAACCAACAAGCAAGAAACCGAUAUCCGACAUAUUCAGGUGAGACACUUGACCUUGUUUGAGGUCAAGUAUGUACUUUCCACGAAUUGUUCCUUCAACAGCAAAAGGAUCAUGAAUUUUAGCGAUUCCUUCAGCAAGAGUAACAUGGGAUCCGUUAUCCUUAGCGCUUCUUCCAACAAGCAAUACUCUGCCCAAAGUAUCUGCACAUGCAAGCUCGACUGUGAAUCUGGAAAUGGAAACACUAGUAAAUGAGCAAUUAGGGCGAAGAUUGCUUUCCAAAACUUCUGAGAAAUCCAAGUAAACAGCAGAAUGCGAAGAGAUUAAUCCUUUAGACACAUUCCAUAAUGUCAAGCUUAGUUUUCUAGACGUCACGAAUACGCUUCUCGAGUCAAGCUGUCGCAGAAAGCCCGGAUGUUCUGUACCUCCACGAAUAAGUGAAGGGAGGGCAUUAAGAAUUGUUGUUUCGUACAGACUAUCCCAAGCUAGUUUAGACAUCAUAAAAAAUCCC